Molecule: messenger RNA, 1749 nt
Organism: Nerophis lumbriciformis (worm pipefish)
Lineage: Eukaryota; Metazoa; Chordata; Actinopteri; Syngnathiformes; Syngnathidae
Source: RefSeq, a predicted model, not a curated record
AUGGCCACAUCAGAGCCUAGAGCCACCAGCGGCGACCAGGACCCAAACACUGCCAAUUUAAGACCCUCAUCCACAACCUACGAAUAUGCGUGGAUGCAUGGCUGUACACGGAAACUGGGCAUGAGGAUUUGUGGGUUCCUGCAGAAGAACAACAGUCUGGAGGAGAAGGGUAGACUGGGUCAAAAGAACCUGCUCUCCUGUGACAACAGUGACAGGGACGCCCGGUUUCGACGCACCGAGACAGACUUCUCGAACCUGUUUGCUCGAGAUCUGCUGCCUGCAAAGAAUGGAGAAGAACCGACCAUGCAGUUUUUACUGGAGGUGGUUGACAUUCUUACCAACUAUGUGAAGAAGACGUUCGAUCGCUCCACCAAGGUGUUGGACUUCCACCACCCUCAUCAGCUCCUGGAAGGCAUGGAGGGCUUCAACCUGGAGCUGUCUGACCAGCCCGAGUCUCUUGAGCAGAUCCUAGUGGACUGCAGGGACACACUCAAAUAUGGCGUCCGGACAGGUCACCCUCGCUUCUUCAACCAGUUGUCCUCAGGUUUGGACAUUAUUGGCCUGGCAGGAGAGUGGCUCACCUCCACUGCCAACACAAACAUGUUCACCUACGAGAUCGCGCCAGUGUUUGUUUUAAUGGAGCAGCUGACCCUUAAGAAGAUGAGAGAGAUGAUUGGCUGGCCGGGCGGCGAGGGAGAUGGCCUCUUCUCGCCCGGGGGCGCUAUUUCAAACAUGUACAGCGUGAUGAUUGCACGUUACAAAUAUUUUCCCGAGGUCAAGACCAAGGGCAUGUCUGCUGCUCCUCGCCUGGUUCUCUUCACAUCCGAACAUAGCCACUACUCGAUCAAGAAGGCCGGUGCUGCUCUAGGUUUUGGCACUGAGAAUGUGAUUCUGCUAAGCACGGAUGAGAGGGGCCGGGUCAUUCCUGCUGAUCUGGAGGCUAAGAUCAUUGAUGCAAAACAGAAGGGUUACGUGCCGUUGUUUGUGAACGCCACAGGUGGCUCCACUGUCUAUGGCGCUUUCGACCCCAUCAAUGAGAUUGCUGACAUUUGCGAGAAGUACAACCUGUGGCUGCAUGUUGACGGAGCGUGGGGCGGUGGUUUGCUGAUGUCUAGGAAGCACCGUCAUAAGCUCAAUGGAAUUGAGAGGGCCAACUCUGUCACAUGGAACCCUCAUAAGAUGAUGGGUGUACCCUUGCAGUGUUCAGCGAUCCUUGUCAGAGAGAAGGGACUGAUGGGGGGCUGUAACUCCAUGUGCGCUGGUUAUUUAUUCCAACAAGACAAGCAGUAUGACGUCACAUAUGACACUGGGGAUAAAGCCAUCCAAUGUGGUCGGCAUGUCGACAUAUUUAAGUUCUGGCUGAUGUGGAAGGCGAAGGGCACCAUUGGCUUUGAGCAGCACAUUGACAGGUGCCUGGAUCUAUCUCAGUACCUGUACAACAAGAUCAAGAACAGGGAGGGAUAUGAGAUGGUGUUUGAUGGAGUGCCUCAACACACCAACGUCUGCUUCUGGUACAUCCCACCCAGUCUGAGGGGAAUGCCAGACAGUGAGGAAAGACGGGAAAAGCUCCAUAGGGUUGCACCAAAGAUCAAGGCCAUGAUGAUGGAGACAGGAACAACCAUGGUGGGCUACCAGCCUCAGGGUAAUAAAGUCAACUUCUUCCGUAUGGUCGUCUCCAACCAUGCGGCCACCCAAUCUGACAUCGACUUCCUAAUUGAUGAGAUUGAGAGGCUGGGUCAUGACCUGUAG